This is a messenger RNA of Hibiscus syriacus, 609 nucleotides long. RefSeq lists its product as uncharacterized. The transcript has a single exon. The coding region runs from base 1 to 609 and encodes 202 amino acids. Gene Ontology annotation, cellular component: plasma membrane. NCBI's taxonomy places the organism in Eukaryota, Viridiplantae, Streptophyta, Magnoliopsida, Malvales, Malvaceae. The record is from RefSeq and is a predicted model, not a curated record.
AUGCCUGUUCAUGUUACUCGUUUUGAGGGCCCAGCCUCCCGAACCCACCCUACAGUAUGGUGUGCGGCAACUUUGUGUCUAGUUUUGUGUCUGCUAAUAGUCAUAGGAGGCCUAGUCCUCGUCGUGGUCUAUCUCGUCUUCCGACCACGUUGUCCACUCUUCGAUCUCAACAGUGUCACCUUGAAUGUGGCCUCUCUCGACACGGGUUACCAGCUCGAUGCUGAUUUCACUUUAGCGGCUAACUUCACAAAUCCAAACAAGAAGGCGGACUUCGAUUUCAGUAACAUGUAUCUCGAUCUUUACUUCGAGAAAACCCUGAUUGCUACACAAAAUAUACAACCUUUCUCUGCUGUGAAAGGUCAGUCCAAGUUCCUAGAUUUUCAUAUGAUCACCAGUCAGGUUAGGCUUUCAUUGAACCAAACACUGGUGUUUCGCAACCAGAUUAAGAAUAAUCGGAUCAUGUUUAUGAUCAAAGCGGUGUUCCGAGCUCGAUCGCUCGGAAGACCAUUCAAAUAUGAAUACUGGUUGCAUGGUUAUUGUGGCAUUGUGGUUUCAAGCCCUCCGGCUUGGGUCUUAAGACAGAAAAAUUGCAUGACCAGAUGUAAAUAA